AUGAACAUUGCUUUGAAAGCUACCCGUAUCCUACUAUUCCUCGGCAUUAUUGCCGUCCCUACUCCAGCUUCUCAAUCUGAGUUAACCUUCAACACUCCUCCAGCAGUGCCUGGAGCGAUAGAAUACUUCGACAAAAUGUUAAACGCUACCAUGGACGCUCUGGGGGAUAUGGUGUACUCUGACCAAGACUCCAACGCUACUCUACCUAAUGGUGAUAUCAGCGGCAACACUACUGGGUUUAUGGCUGCUGUGGAAGAAUUCUUCUCACCAACUCAAUUAAUUGCAUCUCUGGUUGGCACCAUCCUGACCUUUAUAAUUCUAUGCUGUAUGGACCGUCUCGCUAAAAGGUUUCGCCGAUGGGCGAAUGCUAGGGUGGUCGCUAAGCUCGUCCCCAGCCACGAGACCCUAGAGGAGGGAGAGGAAAGCGAAGUUGACUAUUACGUACACUAA
This is a messenger RNA of Perkinsus marinus ATCC 50983, 450 nucleotides long. RefSeq lists its product as hypothetical. NCBI's taxonomy places the organism in Eukaryota, Perkinsozoa, Perkinsida, Perkinsidae. The transcript has 4 exons. The record is from RefSeq and is a predicted model, not a curated record. Bases 1 to 450 code for a protein of 149 amino acids.